AUGAUGCCAGCCGAGUACCUGGUGUGCCUGGCGACGUACGGCUCGAUCCAGGCCUGGGGCGUGGAGAAGGGUUUGGUCGUCGGGCUCGUACUCGCCGCGCUCGGCUUCACCGUCACGUACGCGCAGGUUCCCACGGUGAUGAAGGCACGUGUGAAGGCGAGCACCGUCAUGCGAACGUUCGAGGAACGCGUGAUCCUCAAGGCCCACCAGGAGCAGGCGGUGGUCCUCGAGCUACAGCCCAGCGGCGAAGGGACCACUGCUGCGGGUGUCAUCAACCCCCGCGGGGACAUCUUGAGCCCGGUGUUCAACCGAUCCGGAGCGGUCUACCGGUCAUCCUCGGCUACAGCCGCGGCGGCUGUGCCCUCCUCGGCACUGCCCGGGUCCUCUCCCAUGUGGACAUCCUCACAGCAGCAGGGAGGGGCUUCUUCCCAAGGAAUAUCAUCACCCCUAGCUCACUCGCUGGCGAGAACAAGGUCAGUCGGGGGGACGUGCACAGGGGUCCCUGGGGCCGGCGGCGGCCGGGGUCGACCGUUCCACAGAGCCGGCGGCCUGCUGCCAGGUGCGAGCGAGCGUCUGGAGGCGGAGCAGGAGUCGCAGGCUGUGCUCGCAAAUGACAGCACCAGACAUGACGGUGGUAGAGGCGGGGCUCACUUCUCGGUCCCCGCACAAGAGACGACUGACUACGAGGCGAUGGAGGAAGGGGGAGCUGGUGGGGACGGGGGCGCGGGCAGCAGCGGCGGAGCGACGGCGGCGGUGGGGGUGCGCGCGCGACGCCCGCGCGGGGCCAGUCUUGGGGAGGAACAGAGGGUCGGAGAGGGUGCCGUGCAGGAAUACAUGUCGCUCUGGGCGAACGGCGGCGGGUCGUUUGUCGACAGCCCAGGCCUUACCGGCAGAACGGGCGGCGGCGACAGCAGCCCCGGUUUCUCCGGCCGCGAGACCCGGUGUCCCUCGGUGGUGUCUCUCCUACCGGCCUCCGAAGAGCGAACCCGGCGCGUCAUCUUAGAUUUCUCGAACGUCGUUGGCGUUGAUGCUACGGCGGCGCGGUCGUGCUUCUUGAUGCUCAAGAUCGUGAUGAGAACCAGCGGGGUCCACGUGGUGUUCGCGGGCGCCACCCGCACGGUUCAGGCGCUCCUUCGCUCCCACGGGGUCAUCACUGACGACGACCCGGUGUUCAACAGCCUCGACACCGCACUGGAGUGGUCCGAGGAGAUGAUGCUGGACGAGCGGAGGGAAGAGAUGCUUCUUCGCGGCGGGGGAGUCACGGCCUCGCCGUCCCUCGGCGGCUCCCUCCUCCGACAACAGCAGCAGCAGGCGUGCUUAGCGGGGACGGUUCCCCCUCCCCUCGCCCUGACGGCCCAGGCCCAAGGCCGACACGCGGCGGAAGAACCAGCGGAAGGUGGAGGGGGAUUGCCGCCGGUCGAGAGCAAGAACGAGGAGGGGGAGGGGGAACAGGGCCGCCCCGGCGCCGCCCCGCCGUCGCCGGCGGAGGCGGUCGUGUUUCUCGAGGACCACUACCUCAGCGCGGGGACUCUACGGAGACGGAACUCUUUUCGCACCCAGAUCUCCGACCGAGCCUUGGACAACCCUCUGGUCGUCGGAGAUGUUGGAUCUUUGCAGUUUAUCCUGGAGGACUACCUGGAAGUUGACCGUUACCACGCCCCGGAAAGCGUCCGCAGCGUGUUUGGGGAGGCCAAAUCUUUCUUCCGGCAAGAGCACGUGGCGGCCGGAGCUGUGCUGGUUGACCACGACAGCCCUUCCUCUUCUUCCUCCUCGCCCGAGAAGGUUUACUUCAUCGGGUCCGGUAGCGUGGAACCGCAGAUCCCCGGAGAGUGCGGCCCAAGACGCCUCCAAAAGGUUUGCGCUGGAGGCACCUUCGGCGAGGUGGGGUUUUUUCUCAGGACCCCGCAGGCGUUUCGCGCCGUCGCCAGGGAGCCGUGCCACCUCCACACGCUCAACAGGGCGGGCAUGGUGGCCAUGCAGCACCAAAACCCGGGGCUGUGCAUACUGGUCCAGAAGGCCGUGAUGAAGUCCAUCUGCCUAGCGAAGUCGCUCUCCAUCGAGUCGGCGCACCUUCGACCCGUGGACGACGGCCGAUCGAGGAGACUCGGCAGUAUUGAGGAGGAGGGGUAG
Molecule: messenger RNA, 2130 nt
Organism: Ectocarpus siliculosus
Lineage: Eukaryota; Phaeophyceae; Ectocarpales; Ectocarpaceae
Source: the annotation of a GenBank genome assembly